Molecule: messenger RNA, 1536 nt
Organism: Verruconis gallopava
Lineage: Eukaryota; Fungi; Ascomycota; Dothideomycetes; Venturiales; Sympoventuriaceae
Exons: 2
Coding region: 199-1398 (399 amino acids)
Source: RefSeq, a predicted model, not a curated record
GAAGCAUUCGACCUUUAGGUUCUGAACAGGCUUCCAUAUUCCUUGAGUUAUUAGCCAUGUGGCCAUCCUGACACUGUAGGCGUAUCUGCACUUCAUUCCAUCCCCUUCCCUCAUCUUAGGCACCAAAAAUCUCCCCUGAUAAAAAUCCGUUUACGUACCUUGUUUGAGUAACUUGAGGCUGCAGCAGCACGUAUUGCCAUGGCUGCGCCGAUUGCAAAAGGACUUCUCAUUACCGCCUCAGUACUUGUAGCUGCGGGCAUAGCUAUCUCCCAAAACGAAUACAUUCGAGAAUGGAUCUUAAAUUAUAGACGCAAACUCGCCAUGGCGCUCCACAGUCUGGGCGACGAGAUACACCCACCUUCAUACUCUCAACGUGACUUCGAAGAUGACAGCGAGGCCGCAAUAGAACUGAGGCGGAGGCGGCGGGAGGAGAUUGUUCGCCGAAACAGACUUGAAAUGAUCAAGCAGGCAAGAGAUGAAGGCAUUGCUGUCGAUCUUGAUGAGCUUGUGAAACUAGGUGAGGCGGAAGAGUCGCGGGUACUGGAUCCCUCGCCUGCAAUAACCAAUUCUUCCACGGGAUUUGAUGCCUUGGUUGGCGCAGACGGCAAGCUGCGACAACCUGAAAUAUCGAAAGUGACUGGGGUAGACAUAUCGCCUUCGGGUCUACGUCAGCGCACUGCUGGUAUUCGUGGCGCCGACUUGGAUGCUUCAACUUCGAAUUGUUCCAAUAAUGUAUUUCAAGUCCUGCUUGAUCGAGAAUCGAUCCACAAUACCGCCCAGGAUAAGAUCUCGCAACCGUCACAAGAAAGUAAACAAAGUCCUUCUCUUGUGCCCAUUUCGUCUGCAGCUACAGAGUCUCAAUACUUCAGCGAGGAGGAGAUGGAAGCGCAGAUAAAGGAGGCUAUAAGAAGAAGCCUCGAAGAAAUUACCCCUAGCGAAUGCCCUGCCAUUCAAGAGACGGACGUCAUACAUUCGGAUCCACCAGUAUCUGUUCCGGUAUCUACGGAAAAUUCAUAUUAUUAUGCCCCUCCGCCAAAUGUCCAUCAACCACCAGCUAGUGCACAAUUCAUGUCUUCAUCUGCUAUGGAAGCCAUGCUAGAUGCUAAUUUGCACAAUGCGUCUGCUAACGAUGAUGAGUCUUGUACACCUACCGGAACAUUGACCCCAACCGAAGAUGGUCAGUCGACCGCUGCUUCGCUCGUUGGUUCACAAGCAGAAGACGUUGGCAGAAUGAGUGACUUUCAAUCCAUGAUUGACGAAAAUGAGACAGACUUUCGCAGCGAGACAACUAGUGAUGCAUUCUCUGUGGUGGGGGCAAGCACUCCAGGGUCAUGGACAGAUGUUGAAAGCGAAGCUGGCGAUGAAGAGGGUUACCAUAUAACUCAUCCCCCCUUAUAAAUAUCAUACCCAGUAGAGACAGGAGUUUGAGUGGUAAGAGAAAGGAGGAAAUGGAAUACAUGGAGUCUGCUUUUUUAGUAUUUUUGGAAUACAGAUUUUUCCCUCUAUAAUAUUCAGAAACGUUCCUUUUCGCCUUUG